Messenger RNA from Chionomys nivalis (European snow vole), 2437 nucleotides. It is a transcript of the gene Abcb10, whose product is annotated as ATP binding cassette subfamily B member 10. Gene Ontology annotation, cellular component: membrane. Gene Ontology annotation, biological process: transmembrane transport. The record is from RefSeq and is a predicted model, not a curated record. NCBI's taxonomy places the organism in Eukaryota, Metazoa, Chordata, Mammalia, Rodentia, Cricetidae. Gene Ontology annotation, molecular function: ABC-type oligopeptide transporter activity; ATP hydrolysis activity; ATP binding. The transcript has 13 exons. The coding region runs from base 62 to 2179 and encodes 705 amino acids.
GGAGGGUCCCCGGGCGUGCGGCCGGGCCAGCGGCUGUGCUUCUCCCGGCAGACGCAGCGUCAUGCGCAGCCCCCCUGGCAGGGCGCUGCUGCUGAUUACGCGCCGGGGCCCGGCCGUGCGUUCGUGGGCCCCGGCAGUGUCCUCUAGGACGUGGCUGGCUUCUGAGUGGAACCCGCUCGUACGCGCGUGGACGUCUCGAAUCCAUGUGCCGUCCCCGGGCCUCCGCUUUCCCGCGCCCCUCUCCCGGCUGCCUGGCGGCGUGGGGCGAUGGGCCACAUCCUCAGCGGCCCGCAGGUGCUGGGUACUGGCAGGAUCCCGCGGCGCGCGUCCCCUGUUCGCCAGGUUCCAGGGAAUUCCAGCGGCAGCCACCGGUGUGCGAGACCUUGGGGACGACUCCCGGCGGCGGCCCGCGGCACCACGGCGCUCAGAAGUGUGGAAGCUCCUCGGGCUGGUGCACCCUGAGCGCGGGAAGCUGUCAGCUGCCGUUGGGUUUCUUGCCGUGUCCAGUGUUGUCACCAUGUCUGCCCCCUUCUUCCUGGGGAAGAUCAUUGAUGUCAUUUACACCGACCCAAGCGGGGACUUUGGUGAGAGCCUGACUCGCCUCUGUGCUGGACUCACCUGUGUGUUCCUCUGUGGUGCUGCUGCGAAUGCUGUUCGUGUCUACCUCAUGCAGGCUUCAGGUCAGAGCAUUGUGAACAGGCUGCGCACCUCACUCUUCUCCUCUGUCCUAAAGCAAGAGGUUGCUUUCUUUGAUAAGACCCGCACAGGAGAAUUGAUUAACCGCCUCUCCUCAGAUACUGCACUCCUGGGGCGCUCAGUGACUGAAAACCUCUCUGACGGACUGAGGGCUGGGGCCCAGGCCUCGGUUGGUGUUGGCAUGAUGUUUUUUGUGUCACCCAGUCUGGCCACCUUUGUUCUGAGCGUGGUACCUCCGAUCUCCAUCCUCGCCGUGAUUUAUGGGCGAUAUCUACGGAAACUGUCCAAAGCCACACAGGACUCUUUGGCACAAGCCACACAGCUAGCUGAGGAACGUAUUGGGAACAUAAGAACCAUCCGAGCUUUUGGGAAGGAGAUGAUGGAAGUGGAGAAGUACAGCGGUCACGUGGACCAGUUGCUGCAGCUAGCACGGAAGGAGGCCUUUGCACGAGCUGGCUUCUUCGGAGCAGCUGGGCUCUCUGGAAACCUGAUCGUGCUGGCUGUCCUGUACAAGGGGGGCCUGCUGAUGGGCAGCGCCCACAUGACAGUGGGCGAGCUCUCUUCCUUCCUCAUGUAUGCCUUCUGGGUUGGACUGAGCAUUGGAGGUCUAAGUUCAUUCUACUCGGAGCUCAUGAAAGGCCUGGGCGCUGGUGGGCGACUCUGGGAGCUGCUGGAGAGACAGCCACAAAUGCCUUUUAAUGAAGGGACUGUGUUAGACGAGAAAAGCUUCCAGGGUGCCCUGGAGUUUAGAAACGUGCACUUCACGUACCCUGCUCGCCCAGAAGUAUCCGUGUUCCAGGAUUUCAGUCUUUCCAUCCCAUCUGGAUCUGUCACAGCUCUGGUUGGCCCUAGUGGUUCCGGAAAAUCGACAGUAGUCUCCCUCCUGCUGCGGUUGUAUGACCCUGUGUCUGGAACAGUCAGUCUUGAUGGCCACGACAUUCGUCAGCUAAACCCCGUCUGGCUGAGAUCUAAGAUUGGGACAGUCAGUCAGGAGCCAGUCCUGUUUUCCUGCUCUGUCGCAGAAAACAUUGCCUAUGGUGCUGACAACCCGUCCUCAGUCACAGCCCAGCAGGUGGAGAGGGCAGCAGAGGUGGCCAAUGCUGCGGGAUUCAUUCGUAGCUUCCCACACGGCUUUAGCACUGUGGUCGGGGAGAAGGGCAUCCUUCUAUCUGGUGGGCAGAAACAAAGGAUCGCAAUAGCCAGGGCCCUGCUGAAGAACCCCAAAAUUCUUCUCCUUGAUGAAGCGACCAGUGCACUGGAUGCUGAGAACGAGUAUCUGGUACAGGAAGCACUUGACCGGCUGAUGGAAGGAAGGACAGUGUUGAUCAUAGCUCACCGCCUGUCCACCAUUAAGAAUGCCAAUUUUGUUGCUGUCCUUGACCAAGGAAAAAUCAGUGAACAUGGGACACAUGAAGAGCUGCUUUUGAAGCCCAAUGGGCUUUACAGAAAACUAAUGAACAAACAGAGUUUUAUGUCAGUAUAAUGGAACAGUCCCUGGAGCUGCCACAGGAUCAGCCUAUAAUCCCAGCUAUCAGUAAACUGGAGCAAAAGGAUGGUAAAGACUUCGUCGCGUACAUAGCAAGACCCUGUCUGAAAACAAACAAAAACAAAGCUGUAGGUAUUGGUGGGUUGUCUGAGAGACUUUUAAAACCAAACAGCAUUGGGGGAAACAGCUUAGGACUAUGAAACCUGUGGUUCAUACUUCAGUGAUUUGAGACGUGCCUAUUUUCACAAAGAAUGU